AUUAAAGCGUGUGUAUUUUAAAGUCGUGAUCUGUCGAAAAUGUGAAUUUGUUGCGUGUGGUGGUAUUGUCUUACGAUUUACAACUGCGAAAAGUGGCACAUCAUUCAAUAGAUGCGUAGCCGAUUUAUAGUCGCUCCCAUCGCAAAGGUCUGCUCGCUCACAUUGACCUUGUUAGAGGUGCGAAAUGAAAUUGCAAGUGCUAAGCAUCUGUGUCUGUGUUGUAGCUUUGGCUGCUGCAGCAGCAGCUUCGGCAAAUUAUGCAACAGCAGCGUCGACAUCGCUGCGCCAAAGAGCGCGGCGCCCAAAAAAUGCAACCGAGACGCAAUCGGAGGAGGAGUUGAAACUGUACAGCAGUAGUUCCCGUACAAAAAGCAAUAGAUUGCUCAGCGGUAGCGGGGGCAGUGAUGAUGUGGUUGCACAAUAUAAGUUGCCUUCGCCAGCGCCUGCAAACGAUGCUGUUCAGGAGCACAGGAGCGGUUACGGUAACGAGGGCAAGGCAAAGCGCAGGCGCACGCAGAUUGUAAUGCGACGCAGACCAGCAGCCAAAGCCAACAGCACAACAACAACGACGACUACAACAUCCACAACCAUGACAUCCACUACAACAACAACUCCGCGUCCCAGUCUAGCCAACGGUUUUAAUUUGUUUGGGUCAAACUUCUGGAACUUUGGCCAGCAGAGCAUUGUGGCUGUCAGCAGUACGCGUAGCCCUCCUACGAAGCAUCCCCAUCCGCCCAAGAAGUUUACGCCAUCCACAGCGCCUAGCUCCAAGCAGGAGAAGCUCAGCUAUCUCAAGCAAAUAAAAAACACCCGAAGCAAAUUUGCUACAAGCACCUCGACGGUGCGUCCAUCUACUGAUGGUCCGUUCCGUAUAGCACUGCCCACACUGACCUUGUCGGACACAGGUUCCGGCAACGAAAAGGAAAAGGAUAAGCGAGCCACCUCGAAUUUGCGAGUGCGCUUCAAUUGCCCGCGCGAACACGAAGUCCGCUUUCAGCUGUUUCCGAAGAUCUGCGAGACGGAUAAGGACUGCGGGGUCUGGCAGCGAGACGAACUAUGCUGCGACAUCUUUGGAGCCAGCAGCUGUGUGACGGGCGUGCCAAAGCCGCUAGAGGAAACGCCUCACGAACCCAUUUUUGGUCUAAUACAGCGGAAAUGCCCCGCACGCCCAUUGGCGGAGCUCUGGUGGGAUGUGCAGGAGUGUGAAACGGACCAGGACUGCUGGCCACGUGUCUGCUGUCCCGAUGGACGCCGUCGCUACUGUCGCACCUCACAGCCGGAGCUGGAAAUGGCGCCAGUGCCAGUGAGACGCUCUUUCAACUACUUAACUGAGUACCUGGAGUGCACGGCACCGCCACCGCCCAUUUUCGAUCUACACCCCAAGGCCUGCACCUCCACGCUGGACUGUUUUCCCAAUGUGUGCUGCCAGGAGGCCGGGCUGCGCCAUUGUCGUCCCCCCAAGAAGUCGGUGCUCACACUGAUGGCCAAUUUUCUGAACGUGGACUUUGUGAAGAGGCUAACACAGAACAUUGUUAUCAAAUAGACCCAUCGGGCUCCCACUAACGAAGGCCAUUCAUCCAUCCCCCCUUCUAUAUACAUACAUACGUAUAUACAUACCUGAACGUUAUGAACCACUUACCUGAUAUGAGUAUCUUUUACUCUCUUGAUAGCUGAUAGCUCGUAUGUUCUCAUACCCAUUACGUACACUUUGUAUGUAUUUGUACUUAUUACAAAUCACGCAUACUCGUAUUACUCAAGCAUUAUAUGUACAUAAAAACAUAUGUAUGUAUGCAUGUUUGUUUGUUUUGUAUGUAUUUCUUCCAUAAAAAUUUAUAAUCUAGCAUUAGGCAGUACUACCACCUAAGUUGCAUUCGUAGGCUCUGUUAAGAUAAUAAAAACAAUUUAUCAACCUUAUACAUACAUAUGUACGUAUGUACAUAUAUAUUCUGUGUCUGCGUGGUCCUAUUGCGUCUUAGAAGCUCAACGAUAUCACUACACACUGAUAAAUAAAGUAUAUACAUAUGCA
Messenger RNA from Scaptodrosophila lebanonensis, 2026 nucleotides. RefSeq lists its product as uncharacterized. The record is from RefSeq and is a predicted model, not a curated record. Lineage: Eukaryota; Metazoa; Arthropoda; Insecta; Diptera; Drosophilidae. The transcript has 4 exons. Bases 185 to 1543 code for a protein of 452 amino acids.